Messenger RNA from Aureococcus anophagefferens, 843 nucleotides. RefSeq lists its product as hypothetical. The transcript has a single exon. NCBI's taxonomy places the organism in Eukaryota, Pelagophyceae, Pelagomonadales, Pelagomonadaceae. The record is from RefSeq and is a predicted model, not a curated record. Bases 1 to 843 code for a protein of 280 amino acids.
AUGUGCCAGUUCGACGUGCCGUGGGACGGCUACGCGCCCGAGACACUCGAUUGUAAAGCCCUCGGCCUCCUCAGCAGGCGGCGCGUGGCCGAGACGGACGGCGAGAAACACGUGGUCGAUGAAAUCGUCGACGACCCCGAGCUCAACGGCGUGAUGCCCGGUUUGAUGCUGACACUGCCGUUGCAAGACAAGGGCAUGUUGGACUGGAAUUCGCUCCUUCUCCGGUGGCAGUGGUCGCGUCACGUCACGUCGCUGGACAACAGCUCGCGCGCGCUGGCGCGGCUCGCGCUCCUGUCCGUCAAGGACCGCGCCGCGCCGCGCGAGGACGCGCCCAAGGCCAUGCACGUCGUGCACCGCCUCGCCGCGUCGGGGCACGCGACGGCCAUCAGCUCCGUGCUCGCGUUCUUUCGGGGCGAGGAGAAGCCCUGGUUCUACGGCGGCCUCGGCAAAAUCUUCUCAGCGGGCGACGCGCUGGAGGCCGAAAGACGGAAGCGCAUGGCAGCGCGCAACAUGUUCGCGAACACGCCGCCGGCGAUCGCGAGGCGGCGCCGCUGGGAGGCCGAGGACGCGCGCGAGGCUUUGGCCGAGGCCGAGGACCGCUUGCAAAAGGCCGUGGAGCACGCGGCGGGCGCCACGGACGAGGCCGCGGCCGCGGCGUGGUCGUCCUUCAUAGCCACCCUGCGGAGGAAUGUCGACGCCGCGACCGGCGCCCUCGAGACGGCCGAGGCGGCCGUCGAACCCGCGGAGGCGGCGGCGGAGGCCGCCCGGGACGCCCGGGCUGCUGCUCGGCGCGCCUUGAGCGCCCAGCGGGGUCGCGACGACCCCCUCGGUGCCCAUCCCUAG